Messenger RNA from Halichondria panicea, 1724 nucleotides. RefSeq names its product E3 ubiquitin-protein ligase TRIM33-like. The record is from RefSeq and is a predicted model, not a curated record. The transcript is spliced from 2 exons. Bases 139 to 1650 code for a protein of 503 amino acids. Gene Ontology annotation, biological process: protein monoubiquitination. NCBI's taxonomy places the organism in Eukaryota, Metazoa, Porifera, Demospongiae, Suberitida, Halichondriidae. Gene Ontology annotation, molecular function: ubiquitin protein ligase activity; zinc ion binding.
AGGGUGUGGCUACACAAUUAAUGUAAAAAGAAGACAAGAAGACAUGCAUAUGUAGUUCAGGGUACACAUGCAGUUUCAUAAAACAGCAAGCCACUAAUUAGUGAUAGAUACAGCCACACCACACUACAGACAGACAAAAUGCAAUUAGUACCACACAUUAGGCAACAUCACAUGUCAGAUUUCUUAGAAGAGCUAUUAAAAAUGGCAGAGAGUGCAGUGAAAGAAGAGCUCAUUUGCUUGGACAACUUUAACAAUCCCAAAGUGUUGCCCUGUUGUCACAGCUUCUGUCUCCAUUGUCUGAAGGGAGCUCACGAGAGAACCAAAAACAAGAAUGGCCUAACCUGUGCUGAAUGCAAAGCUAAACAUCAGGUUCCUACCAAUGGUCCCCGUGGUUUCCCAGACAAUUACACCCUUGCCAAUCAGAAAUGUAACCCUGCUACAACCACACCAGUUUGUGAGCAAUGUGAUGAUAGCAACAAACCAGUGGCGUACUGCCACACCUGCUCAGACUACCUGUGUGAUGAGUGCUUGAAAGCUCACAGAAGAGUAAAAGCUGUUCGAGAUCACAAGACAGUCAAUAUCACUCCUGGAAAUGCUCUUGAUAUCGAGCCCCAAGCAAACAAGAGCUAUUCGUGCAGUGUUCAUCACGAAAAACCACUAGAGCUUUACUGCAAGGAUUGUAAGAGCUUGGCCUGCCUCCUGUGUCUUGCGGGGCUACACAACCGUCAUGACAUUGGAAGCAUCGAUGGUAAAGCAAGACAAGAAGUGGAAGAAACCACCAAAGACCUAGUAAAAAAAACAGAUUCGAAAUUGACAGAAUUCAAAUACACUUUGAAAUAUGUUUCUGCAGUUGAAAAGGAAAAAGCAGAAGCUCCCAUUCCACUCAAAGCUCAAGUCGAUAAGAAAGUUGAUGGUCUCAUCCAACAACUUGAAGCAAGGCGUAAAGAACUACACAAGGAGAUAGACGAUGCUUGUACGAAGGACCUCAAAGAAUUGUGGGCACAGAAAGAAUAUCACAAGAGAGCCAUUACGAGCAUGGAGGGUGCUCUGAGCUUUGCCAGAAGAGCUCUAGCCUGCAAGGAAGACACAGAACUACUGGCCCUUUGUGCACAAGUCACUAUCAAAAUGGAAAUGCUGAGUCAGCUAAAAUCGGACAGUCAAAAUACAGAGAAAAUCGAAAUGAAAAACGUCAAAUUCAAAGAAACUAAUGAACAGGAAACUGAUACGGUUGGGGAUAUACAUGUACAAACGUUUACGCCAGAUAUAAAAAUUAGGACCACAGAGCUACAAAAACGCGUUCCAUUUUCUGAGGGUUGUAGUAUUUCCUUUCAAGUAACGGCAGCAGUGAAUUUUAAAUGUAAAACUCCUAAGCUAACUGCUUCAGCAACAUAUACAGCCCUGUACUAUGACUAUGAAUACGGUCAAGACACAUAUAAAUGUAUAACUGAAGAAAAUGCUACAGCAAACAGUUGGACGGUCAAGUUCACUCCUAAAGAAACAAAUACUUACACGAUUACACUUCAAGUCAAAGGGCAGUAUGGAGCCACAUACCUACGCAAAACUUUGGACUACCAGAUCGAAGUACAUGUACAUUAUAGUGCACUAGAGGAGGAGCAAAUGGAAGUACAUGAGAAUAAAUUGAGUUGGUAGAACUGCAUCAUACAAUAAUUACAUGACAAUGUUUUGGUUACAUAAAUGUAUAAGAUCGCAUGUUCUAAGUGUAA